Spinacia oleracea (spinach) is the source of this 1544-nucleotide messenger RNA. Its product is annotated as protein NDL2. The record is from RefSeq and is a predicted model, not a curated record. Bases 119 to 1168 code for a protein of 349 amino acids. NCBI's taxonomy places the organism in Eukaryota, Viridiplantae, Streptophyta, Magnoliopsida, Caryophyllales, Amaranthaceae. The transcript has 11 exons.
GAGAGAGAAAAUAAAUUUUAGUCGUUUAUAUAAAACCCCCACCUCACCGAACGCAAAAACCCCGAAAUAAAUUAAAAAAUUUCCAAAUAUAGAGAGAAAAGUUGGAGAGAGAGAAAUAAUGGGAGAUUCUAGCGACUCUAUUUCUGUUCAUAUUGAAUCGAUCUCCAUUGAUAGCAAGGAAUAUUAUGUUAAAACGGGUUCGGGUCCGGUGUCGGUAGCUGUUUAUGGUGAUCAAGAUAAGCCAGCUCUUGUUACUUACCCAGAUUUAGCUCUAAAUUAUGCUUCGUGUUUUCAAGGAUUAUUCUUGUGUCCCGAGGCGUUAUCUUUGCUUGUUCACAACUUUUGCAUCUACCAUAUCAGCCCUCCUGGCCAUGAGUGGGGAGCUGCUCCAAUAAGCUAUGAAUACGAGGCCUCCACGCCUUCCGUGGAUGAUUUGGCUGACCAGAUAGUUGAGGUUCUUGACUACUUCGGGCUAGGCGAAGUUAUGUGUAUGGGAGUUACUGCUGGAGCAUACAUUUUAACCUUAUUUGCGACGAAAUAUAAGCAGCGUGUUCUUGGUUUGAUACUUAUCUCUCCUCUAUGCAGAGCACCGUCUUGGACUGAAUGGUUGUACAAUAAGGUGAUGUCAAAUCUGCUUUACUUCUAUGGCAUGUGCAGUGUUGUAAAAGAAAUGUUGCUUAAACGGUAUUUUAGCAAGGAACUUCGGGGUAAUUCUCUAGUACCAGAAUCAGAUAUAGUUCAGGCAUGUCGAAAAUUGCUGGAUGAUAGAGAAAGUACUAAUGUCAUGCAUUUUCUGGAGGCAAUUAACAGACGGACUGAUAUAAGCGAAGGACUGAAGAAACUACGAUGUCGUUCACUAAUAUGUGUUGGAGAGGACUCAUCUUUCCACUCAGAAGCAGUUCACAUGGCCACAAAACUAGAUAGAAGAUUUAGUGCUUUAGUGGAGGUUCAGGCAUGCGGGUCUUUGGUAACAGAGGAGCAACCACAAGCUAUGUUGAUCCCUCUAGAAUAUUUCCUAAUGGGCUAUGGAUUCUACAGACAAUCAUACAAGAGUUUGAGCCCGAGAAGCCCGUUAAGCCCAUCUUGCAUUUCUCCGGAACUGCUGUCACCCGAGAGCAUGGGCCUAAAGUUGAAGCCCAUCAAGACUCGUAUCUCACUGGAGGUAUAGUUCGAGGAUUAAUAGCAAGAUAAGUAAUUUGUAAUCGUUAUGAUUAUAUACACGCAGUAAUGCAUCGUGUUAGGCAAUUUUUUUUUUGGUUUGGUUAGAAAUGAGUAUGAGGUGGUAUAGGAGGGGGGCUGUAGAUAAAGAUAAGAGAGAAAGAGCACAAAUAUAAAAAUUAUAGAAGACAGGACAGGUAUUAAGAUUAGUUUGGAAAGGUUAAGAGAUUGAACAUUUGUUAAUUUUGUAAUCAUAGAUUUUAUUGGAGGGUUGAGUUGUGUAAAUUGUUGGAAUAAAAUAAUAUCAUUUAUAUCAAGGAAAGAAAUAAUAAGUGCAAUUCUUUGAGGAAGGAGUAAAUAUUUUCUCUUUUCCUGAUUCAAACCAA